AUUCGUAUUAUAAUGUUGCUUGUGUUUCUUUCAACCCGUACGUGUCUUUGGAAACACCCUGAAGUCUCGUCCUCUGAUUUUGGAUUCUUGAACUGAGCCAAUCAGAUAUGGAUCUGUCCCGAUCAACCCGAGUAGAAUCCUCCACGGAGUUCCAUCAGCAUCGAGAGAAUAUGCUUAAUUACAUACGCUGGUCUCAGACGCCCAAAUACUGUACAAAGAAUAUGCCAAGUCAGGUGAGAGAGCGACGCCUCAUCACCUCUCAGCCAAGCCAACCAUGGAAUGACAAAUUCGCAAUACUCCCUCCCUAACCCAUCGCAGCAAGCAACAGAAUUCCUACACCCUCCGGUUCUGCUCUGUAUCUAUAUAUCAUUCCUUGUUCGGCUCGGGUGAGCUUGAGGUCGCGUUCAGAGAUCAAUGGAGUAUGCUUCAUCCACAAUGGAGUCCAUGUUCCUGCCAUUCCUCGCGAUGUUUGCGGCCAUCUACCUCCUCGGCUACUUGGUCGUGUUCCGUUGCUGGAGCCCGCAGCACCGGCCGGACGCCUCGAGCUGCUUCACGUCGCUCUUCCACGGCACGCCGGCGACGCUGCUCGCGCUGCGCGCUGUGCUGUCCAACCCGAGGGCCGGCGACCUCGCGGCGCCCAACACGGCCGCCGACGAGCUCGUCCUCGACUUCAGCACAGCCUACUUCGCCGUCGACCUGCUCCACUACCUCGUCUUCCUGCCUCACGAGGCCCUCUUCGUCGCGCACCACCUCGCGACGCUCUAUGUCUUCGCCACCUGCCGCGCCGCCGUCCGUCGUGGCGCCUACGGGAUACUCGCCCUGGAGGUGCUCGCGGAGGCCACCAGCCUAGCGCAGAACCUGUGGACGCUGGCCGGCAUGAGACGCGCUGACUCGCCGCUGGCCGCCAGGGCGCACGCCGCGCUGUCGCUCCCGUUCUACGUGGCUUACACGGCCAUGCGGGCGGUCCUCGGGCCGGUCUGGUUCGUGAGGAUGGUGAGAUUCUACGCCGCCGGGGCCGGCGAUGGUGCUGUGCCGACGUGGGCGUGGGCGUCGUGGACCGUGGUGAUUGGGUCCGGGAUACUGCUGAGCGUGUUGUGGGUGGGCAACCUGUGGUUCGCCUACUUCAGCCAUAGAAUGGGGAGCAGCAAGAAGGAACAAUGAUAUGCUCCUUAAUUGUACUCCCUCCGUAUCUAAAUAUAAGUCUUUUAAGAUAUUUCACUAGGUGUCUACGUAGGGAGUAAAAUAAAAGAUUCUAUAGUCUAAAGUAUGUCUAUAUACAUCCGUAUGUAGUUCAUUAAUUGAAUCUCUAGGAAGACUUAUAUUUAGGAACGGAGGGAGUAAUUGUUAGAGUAAAACAAGAUUGAACGAAAGUGAAUGGACGAUCAGUCAUGUUUCUAUUGAUUCUCAAGUAUAUAUACAUCUGGAAGAGGUGCGAAGAAGAGGUGUUUGUUCGGAGGCAUCCUUUCAGAACAGGUGCCUGUUGACAA
Hordeum vulgare subsp. vulgare (domesticated barley) is the source of this 1487-nucleotide messenger RNA. RefSeq names its product TLC domain-containing protein At5g14285-like. The transcript has a single exon. NCBI's taxonomy places the organism in Eukaryota, Viridiplantae, Streptophyta, Magnoliopsida, Poales, Poaceae. The record is from RefSeq and is a predicted model, not a curated record. The coding region runs from base 415 to 1161 and encodes 248 amino acids. Gene Ontology annotation, cellular component: membrane.